Durio zibethinus is the source of this 850-nucleotide messenger RNA. NCBI's taxonomy places the organism in Eukaryota, Viridiplantae, Streptophyta, Magnoliopsida, Malvales, Malvaceae. The record is from RefSeq and is a predicted model, not a curated record.
UCUCUUAAAAGGAUUCGGAUUAGAGAAAAGGAAAAAAGAGCACCCGUAAAACGCAGAGAUUUUGAGGAAGACGAUGGCCGCCACGAACUCUCUGCAAAAAAUAACGAGCCAACCUCGAGUGGUUCGAACCACCCUGGGAUCUUUGUGGAGAACUUUCUCUUCAGAUGCACUGAUGGAGGUCAAGCCAGGCGAGGUCGGAAUGGUUUCCGGUAUCCCUGAAGAACAUCUUCGUCGGAGGGUUGUGAUAUACUCGCCUGCUAGAACUGCAACUCAACAAGGAUCUGGGAAAGUUGGAAAAUGGAAGAUCAAUUUUAUGUCAACACAAAAGUGGGAGAAUCCAUUGAUGGGUUGGACAUCCACAGGGGACCCUUAUGCUAAUGUUGGUGAUUCCGCACUUAGUUUUGAUAGUGAAGGAGCUGCAAAGUCUUUUGCUGAGAAACAUGGGUGGGAAUAUGUGGUUAAAAAGCGGCCGACACCAGUUCUGAAGCUAGGCAUAAGAACAAAAAUCAACUCGAGAUUUCUUAAGGCAACUGAUCAAACCAACUAGGGCAUCAUCGGUUUUCAACAUUUUGAGCUUAGUGGAAUGACUGCCAGUGAAGUCGUAUGCAGAUAACUUCAAGUGGAAGGGACCUGUUAUAUCUGAAGACUGAUUCUAUAAUCCUGCAGAUCCUGUUGCUUUUUUCUACCAUAAUUCAAGUUGAGCAACUGAGGUUCAGGUUUUCAUUAUUACACAUUUUUCAAGAUUAAAAUAAAUGUGAUCAACAGCGACCAAAUUGGUUUAACUUUUUUAACCAGAAAAGAAAGGCUAAUUUAUUUGUCAUACUAUUUAAUUACGAUUCGACCACAAAAU